AGGGCACAGGAAGUGCUUGUGAGAAUUCUGGCAUCUGUCUAUUUCUAGAGCUUGGCAGAAGCCUUACCUGACUUUUCUGGAGAGCAGCUGAUAGACAGGACAGCCUGGUGGGCACACUGAUUCACACACACUGCUGAUUGGAGCACCAAGCACAAGCCCACACAUCUAGACCUGUCUCAAUCUCUGAUCAUGCCUCAACGCCAGAAGAGGCAGGUUACGGUGGCCCGGAGGGACCAGGGGGCUACGAAAAAGAUGACGCUGAUCACUGUGUCUUGUGUACUGGUCACACUUGGGAUAUUGGCAGUGGGUGCUUACUUCAUCUGGUGUCUUGUCGACAGCAAGUUCUUCUUCUGCUCUCAGUCAUUGAAGUUCAUCCCUGUGGCGAUGGUGUGUGAUGGGAAAGCAGACUGUGCUGGUGGAAAGGACGAGCUCACAUGUGUGUCCAGCAAGCCGGCCAAUGCCACCUUCCCAGUGCGGUUGGUGGGUGAGAGCAUGGUGCUACAGGUGUUCAGGGUGGAGGCUGGGUGGAGCACUGUGUGUGCAGACGACUGGGGAUUGAGCGACACCCGCAGUGCCUGUCAGCAUCUGGGAUACACACUGAACCCUAAAAGCGAGAGACUGGAUAUCACCAGCCUACACCACUCACUGGGAGAGUCCUUCAGUGCAGUAAGAGCAAGAACUAAGGGUCCUCUUCACACUGCACUCAUCAGCAGACAAACCUGCAUCUCAGGCUCUGUGAUAGCUCUAUCCUGCUCAGACUGUGGGGAUGCGGUGGGGCAAGACCGGGUGGUGGGAGGUUCUGACACCACCAUAGAGGAGUGGCCGUGGCAGGCCAGCCUGCAGAAAGACAAGCAGCACGUCUGUGGAGGCUCCCUGGUCUCCCUCACCUGGCUUAUCACCGCUGCACACUGCUUCAGCCGUGAUGGGAAUGAUCUGAACCUCUGGCAAGUGGUGCUGGGUAGCACCCACCUGAUGUCUACUGGGGGGAUUUCUGUAGCAGCCAUCAUAAUCAAUAAAGAUUACAAUGGUUUCACUCACGACUAUGACAUCGCCAUGCUGAAGCUCACCAGGCCUGUCACUACCGGAGACACCCUCCGCCCAGUGUGCCUGCCUCCCCACAGCCUGCCUCUGAAGGCAGGGGACCCCUUGGUGGUGACUGGCUGGGGCUUCCAGCAGGAGAAAGGUAAAAUCUCCUCAAUUCUGCAGAGUGCCACUGUGUCUCUGAUUGACAGGAAGGUGUGCUCCCGCCCCUCCAUCUACGGCCCCUCACUCACUCCCAGAAUGCUGUGCGCAGGGAACAUGGAGGGCGAAGUGGACGCGUGCCAAGGUGACAGUGGGGGUCCACUGGUGUUCCUAUCCAAGUGUUGGCAGCUGGUGGGGGUGGUGAGCUGGGGGGUGGGCUGUGCCCGCCCGGGGAAUCCUGGGGUCUACUGCAGCGUAGAGCAGCAACUCAACUGGAUCUACUCCAUCAUGGAGAUGUACUCCUAAAAAUCCAGUUUCUCUCAGAACUCAACUGACUGGCGUUCUCUCUCUCUCAAUGAGCGCUGAGUGAGUCUGGCAAACCUUCACUCAAAGGACAAACACAUUCCACUGACCUGUGACUGAAUACUGAGCUGUGACUGUUCACGUUUUUAUUCUUUUAGACUCCCUUUGAGAGAUGUAAGUACUGUGUGAGAUGUAAGUACUGUGUGAGAUGUAAGUACUGUGUGAGAUGUAAGUACUGUGUGAGAUGUAAGUACUGUGUGAGAUGUAAGUACUGUGUGAGAUUCUUGUAUGUAUCAAUGUUUUAAUAAAUUUGAUUUUUUUUAAAUGGUUGAUUUGAUAAUAUUGUCUUUUUUUUUGACAGCCAAGAAAUGACAACAUGGUUUUAUUUAAACGUUUAUUGGAUUCUGGUGGGUUUUAUAAUAAACAAUACAGCUGAUCUGCAUGGUGGAGAGAUUACAUGGGAGGGGGCAUCAUUUGAGAGGGAGUAAAGAGAAAUGACUGUACAUUUGCGUUAGUUGGGAUAGCAAUGUGGGACCAAGGUGUCUACUGUCUGGCGACAUUAUAGCUUCACAAACAUUCUGUUGUCAAAAGUGCAAUAAUGGAUGACAGAGGUCACUG
This is a messenger RNA of Oncorhynchus kisutch (coho salmon), 2103 nucleotides long. RefSeq names its product transmembrane protease serine 4. Gene Ontology annotation, biological process: proteolysis. Gene Ontology annotation, molecular function: serine-type endopeptidase activity; protein binding. The record is from RefSeq and is a predicted model, not a curated record. Lineage: Eukaryota; Metazoa; Chordata; Actinopteri; Salmoniformes; Salmonidae. The transcript is spliced from 13 exons. The coding region runs from base 190 to 1488 and encodes 432 amino acids. Gene Ontology annotation, cellular component: membrane.